AUUGAUCGUGAUUUUAAACAUGUUGCAGAAGAGAAUACACGAGAUUUGAAUGUUAUACGUUGUACAAAUCGUCCAAAAGCCUAUGAAGAGCUUGAAAGUAUUAAAGCACGUUUAGCUUUAUGUGAGAAAGCAUUGGCAGAAUAUUUGGAAACAAAACGUUUAGCAUUUCCAAGAUUUUAUUUCGUUUCACCCGCUGAAUUAUUGGAUAUUCUAUCAAAUGGCAAUGUACCAGAAAAAGUCAUGCGUCAUCUAAGUAAACUAUUUGAUUCCAUAGCAAGUCUUGAAUUACUUGAGGAUAAACAGGGUAAUAAAAUAAAAGAAGCAGUUGCAAUGUAUUCAAAAGAAUCGGAAAAGGUCGAUUUUCCAUCAUCGUGUGAUCUCAACGGUCAAGUGGAAAGCUGGCUCAAUAGAUUGUUAGAAAAAAUGCGUGAAACAGUCAGAUAUUGGUUAUCAGAAGCAAUCAAUGCUUAUGAAGACAAACCAAGAGAACAAUGGGUAUUCGAUUAUCCAGCACAAAUAGCCUUGACUGGAAGUCAAAUAUGGUGGACGUCGGAGGUGAAUUCAGCAUUUGCUCGCCUUGAAGAAGGUUAUGAAAGUGGAUUAAAAGACUAUUUCAAAAAAGCCGUUGCUCAAUUAAACGCUCUUAUUGAAUUGUUAUUAACCAAUUUACCACCAUUAGAACGACAAAAAAUUGAAACUAUUUGUACAAUUGAUGUACAUGCAAGAGAUGUUGUGGCAAAAAUGGUCCAGGCGAAGAUUGAAAGUGCUAAUGAAUUUCUCUGGCAAUGUCAGUUGCGUCAUCGAUGGGAUGAAAGAGAAAAAGAUUGUUUUGCUAAUAUCUGUGAUGCUCAAUUCCGUUAUGCACAUGAAUAUUUAGGAAAUCAACCUCGAUUAGUUAUUACACCAUUAACAGAUAGAUGUUACAUAACACUAACACAAUCAUUGCAUUUGGUAAUGGGUGGUGCACCUGCAGGACCAGCUGGAACUGGUAAAACGGAGACAACAAAAGAUCUUGGACGAGCAUUAGGUGUGAUGGUUUAUGUCUUUAAUUGUUCGGAACAAAUGGAUUAUAAAUCAAUCGGAAACAUCUACAAAGGUCUCUCACAAACGGGUGCUUGGGGUUGUUUUGAUGAAUUUAAUCGUAUAUCGGUUGAAGUAUUAUCCGUGGUUGCUGUUCAAGUCAAAACUAUUCAAGAUGCUAUCAGAGAUAAAAAAUCACGUUUCAAUUUUAUGGGAACAGAUAUUGCUUUAAAUCCAAAUGUUGGUUUAUUUAUUACAAUGAAUCCUGGAUAUGCUGGUCGUACUGAACUACCAGAAAAUUUGAAAGCCUUGUUUCGUCCAUGUGCUAUGGUCGUACCUGAUAUCGAAAUGAUUUGUGAAAUUAUGUUAGUGACAUCAGGUUUUAAAGAUGGAAAAUUAUUAUCGUGUAAAUUUAUAACAUUGUACAAUUUAUGUAAAGAAUUGUUAUCAAAACAGCAUCAUUAUGAUUGGGGUCUUCGAGCGGUAAAAUCCGUGUUAGUAGUUGCUGGAGCACUAAGACGUGCUGAUCCUGAUCGUCCCGAACGAGAAGUAUUAAUGCGUGCAUUACGUGAUUUUAACAUACCAAAAAUAGUUCACGAUGAUUUACCAAUUUUUAUGGGUUUAAUUGGUGAUUUAUUUCCAGCAUUUGAUGUUCCAAGAAAACGUGAUGUAAAAUUUGAAGAAGAAGUGAAAAAAGCCGCAUUAGAUCUUAAACUACAACCAGAAGAUUCUUUUGUUUUAAAAGUUGUUCAAUUGAAAGAAUUAUUUGAAGUAAGACAUUCAGUAUUUAUUGUGGGAAAUGCUGGAACAGGCAAAAGUCAAAUAUGGAAAACAUUAAAUCGAACGUAUACAAAUCAAAAACGUCGUCCAGUUGCAAUUGAUUUAGAUCCAAAAGCUGUAUCAAAUAAUGAAUUGUUUGGUUUUAUGAAUCCAUCUACGCGUGAAUGGAAAGACGGUCUAUUUUCCACUGUUAUGCGUGAUAUGGCCAAUAUGACACAAGAUGGUCCUAAAUGGAUUGUGCUUGAUGGUGAUAUCGAUCCAAUGUGGAUUGAAAGUUUAAAUACUGUUAUGGAUGAUAAUAAAGUACUUACAUUGGCUAGCAAUGAACGUGUACCGUUGAACGCAACAAUGAGAUUGUUAUUUGAAAUUAGUCAUCUAAGAACAGCAACACCAGCUACUGUCUCCAGAGCUGGUAUUUUGUACAUUAAUCCUCAAGAUCUUGGCUGGGGUGCGCAAGUUGCAUCAUGGAUAGAUCUACGACAAGUUCAAAGUGAACGAGCAAAUUUACAGAUAUUAUUUGACAAAUAUUUACCAAUUUGUAUGGAUAUGUUGAAGUCAAAUCGUUUCAAGAAAAUAACUCCAUUAGUCGAUGGUUGUCAUGUAUGGAUGUUGUGUCAUUUACUUGAAUGUCUACUAACACCAGAAAAUAUGCCACCAGAUUCAUCAAAAGAACAAUAUGAACAAUAUUUUGUGUGGGCAUGUAUUUGGGCAAUGGGUGCUGCUCUGUUCCAGGAUCAACUUACACCUUUAAUAUCGCAUCUUGUUGAUCAUCGAAUUGAGUUUAGUCGUUGGUGGUUAACCGAAUUUAAAACAAUUAAAUUUCCAGUAUUACCCAAUACAACCGUCUUCGACUUUUAUAUUGAUCCAGAAACAAAAAAAUUUGAAUUAUGGAGUAAAAAAGUGCCAAAAUUUGAAUUAGAUCCAGACAUUCCGUUACAAUCUGCUUUAGUACCUACAAAUGAAACGGUUCGAAUUCGAUACUGGAUGGAUUUAUUAAUGGAACGUGGCUAUCCUGUCAUGUUAGUUGGUGGCGCAGGAAGUGGUAAAACUGUCAUUGUUAAUGACAAAUUACAAUCGUUGAAUACAGAAGCAUGGACAGUUGUCAAUGUACCAUUUAAUUAUUAUACAUCAUCGGAAAUGUUACAAGCCAUUCUAGAAAAACCACUUGAAAGAAAAGCGGGAAGAAACUAUGGUCCACCUGGAAGCAAAAAACUCGUUUAUUUCAUUGAUGAUAUGAAUAUGCCUGAAAUGGAUAAAUAUUAUACUGUACAAGCACAUACCAUAUUACGUCAAUAUCUUGAUUAUAAACAUUGGUAUGAUCGACAAAAAUUAACAUUAAGAGAUAUUCACAAUUGUCAAUAUGUUGCAUGUAUGAAUCCGACUGCUGGUAAUUUUACAAUUGAUUCAAGAAUUCAACGACAUUUUGCCGUAUUUGCUGUAUCAUUUCCGGGUCAAGAUUCAUUACGUACAAUUUACAACAGUAUUCUAUCUCAACAUCUAGCUACAUCUCAUAAUGCACCAUUCACUCAAGCUAUUCAACGUUCUGCACCUCAAUUAGUUGAAGGAGCAUUGGCCGUUCAUCAACGUGUAGCAGCCGCAUUUUUACCAACAGCUAUUAAAUUUCAUUAUAUAUUUAAUUUACGUGAUUUAUCUAAUAUAUUUCAAGGUAUUUUAUUUACGACUGGUGAAAGUAUUAAAACUACUCAAGAUUUAAUAAGACUUUAUGUACAUGAAGCAGAACGAGUCUAUGGUGACAAAUUAGUUUCAAUUGAUGAUAUUGAUUCAUUUCAAAAAAUAUUUCGAGAUACAGUCAAAAAAAAUUUUCAAGAUGUUGAUGAAGAAUAUUGUUUUCGACGUCCGUUAAUCUAUACUCACUUUUCUACCGGUAUUGGUGAUCCAAAAUAUAUGCCUAUUAACGAUUGGUCUCAAUUAACUCGAUUGUUACAAGAUGCACUUGACACCUAUAAUGAGGUGAAUGCGGCCAUGAAUUUAGUUUUAUUUGAAGAUGCUCUUAUGCAUAUAUGUCGUAUUAAUCGUAUACUCGAAUCACCACGAGGAAAUGCUCUAUUAGUGGGAGUAGGUGGUAGUGGAAAACAAAGUUUAUCAAGAUUAGCUGCAUCCGUAUCAUCAUUAGAAGUUUUUCAAAUUACUAUUCGAAAAGGUUAUGGAACAUCUGAUUUAAAACAGGAUUUGAAUAAUUUGUAUAUUCGAGCUGGUAUUAAAAAUAUUCCUACCGUAUUUUUAAUGACCGAUGCUCAAGUAGCCGAUGAAAAAUUUUUAGUAUUAAUUAAUGAUUUACUUGCAUCAGGUGAAAUUAAUGGAUUAUUUACAGAUGAUGAAACACAAGAAAUUUUAAAUAGUAUUAAAAAUGAAGUUAAAGCAAUGGGUAUUGAAGAAACAAGAGAAAGUUGUUGGAAAUUUUUUAUUGAUAAAGUUCGACGAAAUUUAAAAAUUGUUCUCUGUUUUUCACCAGUUGGUUCGACACUUCGUAUUCGUGCACGACGAUUUCCAGCUUUGGUUAAUUGUACAAAUAUUGAUUGGUUUCAUGAAUGGCCUGAGAGUGCAUUAAAUUCUGUUGCUAAAAAAUUUAUACAAGAUGUUGAAAGUAUUCCAAAAGAAUAUUAUGAUUCUGUAGCUCAAUUUAUGGCUUAUGUUCAUAGUUCAGUAAAUGAAAUGAGUGUACAAUAUUUGACAAAUGAAAGACGAUUCAAUUAUACAACACCAAAAUCAUUUUUAGAACAAAUUAAUUUAUAUAGAAGUUUAUUACAAACAAAACGACGUGAACAUGAAGAUGGUAUUCUUAGAUUAGAAAAUGGUUUAGUCAAACUUGAAUCAGUGGCAGAUCAAACAGCUAAACUUAAAGAACAAUUAAAAAUACAAGAAGUUGAAGUAACAAAAAAGAAUGAUGAAGCCGAUCGUUUAAUUAAAGUUGUUGAAAGUGAAACAAAAAAAGUUACAGAACAACGUGAAAGUGCGGCUAUCGAAGAAAAAGAAGUUAUUGAAAAAAAACAACGUGUAACAGAAAAACAAGCCGAAUGUGAUCGUGAUUUACAAAAAGCGUUACCAGCGUUAAAAGCAGCUGAUGAUGCUUUAAAUACAUUAAAUCGUACUAAUUUAACUGAAUUAAAAUCAUUUCCAACUCCACCAGCUGCUAUCUUAAAAGUAACAUCAGCCGUUCAAGUACUAUUAGCUCCUCCAGGUAAAGUACCACGAGAUCGUUCUUGGAGAGCAGCAAAAACAAUGAUUGGAGAAGUGGGAGCAUUUUUAAAUCAAUUAUUGAAUUAUGACAAAAAUAACAUACCUGCUACAUCGUUAACAGCUGUUGAAGAAUAUUUACGGGAUCCCGAAUUUAAUCAAGAAGCUAUAAAACGAGUGUCAUUUGCUGCUGCAGGCUUGUGUGAAUGGGCAAGAAAUAUUGUUUCAUAUUAUCGUGUCUAUUGUGAUGUUGAACCAAAACGUCAAGCAGCUGAACAAGCAACAACCGAAUUAAAAGCAACGGAAGAACAAUUUAAUGCAACACAAGCAAAAUUAGCACGUUUACAAGCCACAUUACAAUUACUUACAGAACAAUAUCAAUCAGCCAUGGAUGAUAAAGAACGUUGUCAAAAAGAAGCCGAUCAAACAGCAUACACAAUAAAUUUAGCAAAUCGUCUCGUAGGUGGAUUAGCAUCAGAAAAAGAACGAUGGACAAAUACAAUUCAACAAUUUCAAAUUAUGGGAAAAUUUCUUCCAGGAAAUGUACUAGUAACAACAGCUUAUUUAUCAUAUGUAGGAUAUUUUACUAAAUAUUAUCGAGAAGAAUUAUUAUAUAGACGAUGGAUGCCAUUUUUAAAAGGAUUGAAAACACCAAUACCAGUAGUCGAAAAUUUUGAUCCAUUAUCGAUGCUUAUUGAUGAUGCUGAUAUGGCUGCUUGGAAUAAUGAAGGAUUACCAGCAGAUCGAAUGUCAUACGAAAAUGCAACGAUUUUAACAAAUUGUGAGCGUUGGCCACUGAUGAUUGAUCCACAAUUGCAAGGUGUUAAAUGGAUUCGUAAUCGAUUUGGUGAUAAACUUGUUAUUGUUCGACUCGGAGCAAAAGGAUAUAUGGAAAAAAUUGAACAUGCCAUAUCAUCAGGAGAAACAUUAUUACUAGAAAAUAUUGAAGAAGGAAUCGAAGCCAUUCUCGAUCCUCUAAUUGGUCGUAAUACAAUACGAAAAGGUCGAGCAAUUCGAGUUGGUGAUAAAGAAAUUGAAUAUCAUCCAGACUUCAGACUUAUUCUACAAACAAAAUUAGCUAAUCCACAUUAUAAACCUGAAAUGCAAGCUCAAACAACAUUAAUUAAUUUUACAGUAACAAGAGACGGUUUAGAAGAUCAAUUGUUAGCCGAUGUUGUAGCUCUUGAACGUCCAGAUCUUGAAAAGAGCAAAUAUGAAUUAACAAGACAGAAAAAUGAAUAUAAAAUUCAUUUAAAAAAAUUGGAAGAUUCUCUAUUAGCACGUCUAGCUGCAGCUAAAGGCAAUUUUCUUAGUGAUGUUGCUCUUGUCGAAAAUUUAGAAAAAACUAAAAGUACUGCAAUUGAAAUUGAAGCAAAGAAAAAUGAAGCUGAAAAAACAAGUGAACAAAUUGAUAAAACACGAGAAGUCUAUCGUCCAGCAGCAACUCGUGCAAGUUUACUCUAUUUUAUUAUGAAUGAUUUACGAAAAAUUCAUCCAAUGUAUCAAUUUUCAUUAAAAGCAUUCAAAAUUGUGUUUGUAAAAGCUAUACAAAAGUCAGAAACAAGUGAAGAUGUUAAACAACGUGUAUUAAAUCUGAUUGAUUCUAUUACGUAUAGUACAUCUAUUUAUACUACUCGUGGUCUAUUUGAACAACAUAAACUUAUUUUUACAUCUCAAAUGGUGUUUCAAAUUUUACUAAAUAAUAGGGAAAUUGAAUUAAAAGAAUUAGAAUUUUUACUUCGUUAUCCAGUCGUUCCCAAUCUAGUGAGUCCUGUUGAUUUUUUGAAUGAUUUUUCAUGGGGAGGAAUAAAAGCAUUAUCAACAAUGGAAGAAUUUAAUAAUCUUGAUCGUGAUAUUGAAGGAUCAGCAAAACGUUGGAAAAAAUUUGUUGAGAGUGAAUCGCCUGAAAAAGAAAAAUUUCCACAAGAAUGGAAAAAUAAAAGUGCCUUACAAAAAUUAUGUAUGAUGAGAGCAUUAAGACCAGAUAGAAUGCUUUAUGCAUUAAGUUUAUUUGUCGAAGAAAAACUUGGUAGAAAAUAUGUAGAAAAUCGUACUAUAGAAUUUUCUCGAUCAUUUGAAGAGACAACAAAAGCAACACCCAUAUUUUUUAUUUUAUCACCUGGUGUUGACCCAUUGAAAGAAGUUGAAAGUUUAGGAAGAAAACUUGGAUUAACGACUGAUAAUGGAAAAUUUCAUAAUAUAUCACUUGGACAAGGUUUGCUAGCAUCUCCUAGUCUAAUAUUAUAUGCAUAUUAUAAUAUGUUCUAUUUUUACCGCUUAGGUCAAGAUGUUGUUGCCGAAAAAGCUCUAGACAUCGGCUCAGUAGAGGGCCACUGGAUCGUGUUACAAAAUAUCCAUCUAGUCUCUCGAUGGCUUCCGGCAUUAGAAAAGAAACUUGAGCAAACUGCUGAGAUAGCCAGCGAAGAAUUUAGAGUAUUUCUUUCAGCUGAACCAGCUCCUGAACCAGAAGGACAUGCUAUUCCUCAAGGAAUUCUGGAAUCAGCAAUAAAGAUUACAAACGAAGCCCCAACGGGAAUGUAUGCUAAUCUGCAUAAAGCAUUAGACAAUUUUGAUCAAGAUACCCUUGAACGAUGUUCAAAAGAAAAUGAAUUUAAAUCAAUUUUAUUUGCACUAUGUUAUUUUCAUGCCGUGGUUGCUGAAAGAAGAAAAUUUGGACCUAUUGGAUGGAAUAGGUAUGGUGGUCACAUAACGGAUGAUUGGGAUCGUCGAUUAUGUCGAAAUUAUCUUGAGACCUACAUUAAUCCAGAUAUGUUUGAUGGAGAUCUCUAUUUGGCACCAGGAUUCCAGAUACCUCCAAAUACAGAUUACAAGGGCUAUCAUCAAUACAUCGACGAAUUUUUACCAGCUGAAAGUCCAAAUUUGUAUGGUUUACAUCCAAAUGCUGAAAUUGACUUUUUAACAACAACAUCUGAAAAUCUAUUCAAAACUGUCCUUGAAAUGCAACCAAGAGACACAAGUUUAGGUGCAAGUGAUGGUAGUAUUGUGACUAGUCGUGAAGAAAAAAUUAAAUUAGUCCUAGAUGAUAUUAUGAGUCGUUUACCAGACGAGUUCCUUAUGCCAGAAUUAUUUGCUAAAACUGAAGAAAAAUCUCCGUAUACUGUCGUUGCCUUACAAGAAUGUGAAAGAAUGAAUAUGUUGCUGAAAGAAAUGCGACGAUCGCUAAAAGAAUUAGAUUCUGGUUUAAAGGGUGAACUGACUGUGACGUCUGACAUGGAAGCAUUACAAGAAUCUCUCUAUCUCGAUCAAGUUCCAAAGUCUUGGGAACUACGUGCUUAUCCAAUGUUAUUGCCGUUAAGUUCAUGGUUUGUUGAUUUAUUAAAUCGGUUUAAAGAUUUAGAAUCAUGGACAAGUGAUUUUCAGUUGCCAUAUGCAGUCACAUUAGGUUAUUUAUUCAAUCCGCAAUCAUUUUUAACUGCAAUUAUGCAAACAACCGCACGUAAAAAUGAAUGGCCCCUGGAUCGUAUGUGUCUGAGUGUAGAUAUUACAAAACGAACAAAAGAUGAAUUAGGUGGAGCACCAAGAGAAGGAGCAUACAUUUGGGGAUUGUGUAUGGAAGGAGCAAGAUGGGAUUCACAAACAGGUCAAAUAGCAGAAGCAAAAUUAAAAGAGAUUACUUCUCCUAUGCCAAUUAUUUUUGUCAAAGCUGUACCAGUUGAUCGAAUGGAAACUAAAGGCAUGUACGAAUGUCCGGUAUACAAAAUUAAAACAAGAGGAGCUCAUUUUGUUUGGACAUUUUUCUUGAAAACAAAGGAAAAACCAAACAAAUGGGUUUUAGGUGGCGUAGCAUUAUUAUUACAAAAAUAA
Molecule: messenger RNA, 8820 nt
Organism: Didymodactylos carnosus
Lineage: Eukaryota; Metazoa; Rotifera; Eurotatoria; Philodinida; Philodinidae
Source: the annotation of a GenBank genome assembly